Molecule: messenger RNA, 1509 nt
Organism: Prunus armeniaca (apricot)
Lineage: Eukaryota; Viridiplantae; Streptophyta; Magnoliopsida; Rosales; Rosaceae
Source: the annotation of a GenBank genome assembly
AUGUCUUCGCCUCACGACCACUCGCAGCCACUCUUAGUCUACUCAGAACAAGACCAGCCCGAGACGGCCUACGACUCGGCCGAUAAGGUCCACGUGGUCGGGAUUGACGAACCGUUAGACGACGACUUCAAGACGCCGCCGUUUUCAUGGAAGAAGCUCUGGCUCUUCACCGGCCCUGGCUUUCUGAUGAGCAUCGCUUUCCUCGACCCUGGAAAUUUGGAGGGCGAUCUUCAGGCGGGUGCGAUAGCUGGAAACUCGCUGCUGUGGCUUCUCAUGUGGGCCACGGCUAUGGGGCUCUUGGUUCAGCUGUUGUCGGCUCGGCUCGGCGUGGCGACUGGGCGGCACUUGGCUGAGCUGUGUAGAGAUGAGUACCCGACGUGGGCGAGAAUGGUGCUUUGGGUGAUGGCAGAGUUGGCUUUGAUUGGGGCUGAUAUACAGGAGAGGGCCAGUGGUUUCGGCUCUUUCUGUAGUUUUGUUAAAGUUUUGAAGUUCUUAGUCAGCCAGUUGACUUAUUUCAUCUUUCUUUUUCUUGAAAAUUAUGGUGUGAGGAAGCUGGAAGCAGUGUUCGCAGUUCUGAUUGCAACAAUGGCACUGACAUUUGCAUGGAUGUUUGGGGAAGCUAAACCCAGUGGCACCGAACUUCUUAUUGGUAUUUUGGUUCCUAAACUUAGCUCCAGAACAAUAAAGCAGGCUGUUGGAGUUGUUGGUUGCAUAAUUAUGCCUCACAAUGUAUUCUUGCACUCAGCUCUUGUACAAUCAAGGGAGAUUGAUCACAGCAAGAAAGGACGAGUUCAAGAAGCUCUCAAUUACUAUAGCAUAGAGUCCACCAUUGCUCUUGUUAUCUCCUUCGCUAUCAACCUAUUUGUUACCACUGUGUUUGCCAAGGGGUUUUAUGGUACAGACCUGGCAGACAGUAUAGGCCUUGUAAAUGCAGGGGAGUAUCUUCAAGAGAAGUAUGGGGGUGGGGUGUUCCCAAUUUUGUACAUCUGGGGUAUUGGGUUGUUAGCAGCUGGCCAGAGUAGCACUAUUACAGGUACCUAUGCAGGGCAGUUCAUUAUGGGAGGUUUCUUAGACUUGAGAUUGAAAAAAUGGAUGAGGGCUUUGAUUACACGAAGCUGUGCAAUCAUCCCAACUAUAAUAGUUGCUCUUGUAUUUGAUACAUCAGAGGACACAUUAGAUGUUUUGAAUGAGUGGCUUAAUGUGCUUCAGUCAAUUCAGAUCCCGUUUGCACUUAUUCCCCUGCUUUUCUUGGUGUCAAAGGAGCAAAUCAUGGGAGUUUUUAAAAUUGGCCCUGUUCUCAAGAUUGUUGCGUGGCUUGUGGCUGCCCUGGUGAUGGUGAUCAAUGGUUAUCUUCUGCUGGACUUCUUCUCGUCUGAAGUGAAUGGGGUGCUUGUUGGCUUCGUAAUGUGUGCUUUCACAGCUGGGUAUCUAGGAUUUAUAGUUUACCUUGUUUUCCGGGGCAUCGACUUUUCAAGUUGGUGCGGAUCAAAGAGGUUGCAGAUCCAGUGA